AUGAGGCUACCAAACGAGGGAUGGUAUGGCGGAACUGGAGCGAUUGGUGUUGAAGAGAGGUGGGCUUUGAGGUUGAAAAUAGGCCAGCUACAUGAGGCUGAGCGAAGGACGGUCAACGUUGACCGCAGAAAAUGUACGUCUGCAUUUGCCGCAGAUUUCUUUAAUAUCUACCAGCACCUUCGCCCACAGGCUCUCUUCCCCCCUUCUAGAUCGCUCACUCCCCAUACCUUAAUAUUCUUUGCCAUGUCAUCAUCACGUCCUAUCCAAAAUUCACCCUGGCCAGACCCGACACCAGCCGCGUCGACGUCUUCUUCCUCUUCAAGACGGUCAACCAAACGGAGACGGAUCCAGCAUAAAGCUCUCGAAGCUCGUGCGAGCACUUCAAAGUCGGCGAGGAGACAAAUAGUCGCAGAUCAGAGUGAAGUCCAAACAGCUCUCGUCAACUGCGAAUUCUAUUCGGGCAAUAAUGUCUUUUCCUGUUUUCCGACCGCACAGACGGUAAUACCCCAGCACCAGUGGGCUUCCUUUGUUUGGAAUUCCCGCCGGCCUGAUUUGACGCAGACGAAUCUCGUUGAUAUUUUCCUCUUCCGUGGUGACUCGGGACAACAGAUAUUACACUUUCCUAAUACAAGCAAUCCCACCGAUCAAGCAGGCUUGUUAACUGCACAGGUCAACGACUCAUGGUGGGGCACGGAUGGUAAGAACUGGAAUGGGAGCAACAUUAGUUAUCCUUUCUACUGGGUUAUCAUCCGGAGCGACAAAACGCUCGAUGGCAACCAAGUCGCCCAGCCCACAUUCACCGCCGUCCAAACCACAUAUGCAGACUCGGUAAUUGCAUCGUCAUCAGCCUCAGUAGCUUCAGCGUCAUCCGCAUCAUCCGCCUCGGCCGCUUCUGCUUCCGCAUCCUCCUACAGCGCCUCAGUAAAGUCCCAAGGCACAUCCCCCACCUCUGCGGUUCAACAUACCUUGAACGCCUCCUCCUCCUUUCCGCACUGGGCCAUCGCAGUCAUCGUCGUCCUGGGGUUCCUCGCCAUCGUUGCCUCAUGCGUGCUAGUGUUCCUCAUCCUUCGCCGGAUACGUCGCCGGAGGGAGAAGGAGGAAAGCGAGGCGAAUCGGAAUUCUAUGGGAUCCGCGUCACCCAUGAUGGCUAACGCUGCGAACACCUCGCCGCUACUAGGCGGGACUGCUGCACUCCUGCCCCCACCUACGCGGCCCGGCAGCGGCGGCGGCGGUGGCGGGACACUAUCAAGGCAUGACAGCCAACAACAACUUGCUCCAAGCAUGACGCAUGAUGCGGAAUCAACGACAUCGCGGCCGGGCAGUGCAGGUGACAGCGGCCCGUUCAGCGGGGCUGAUGCGGCCAUCAUGGCUGAUGCAUUCAGAAAGAUGUUGAGGAAGCCGGACUUUGCAGCCGCUGGGCCUGUGGAAGAGGGUGAGGGCCCCGAGGGGCAGGAUGAGCAGAUUAUUAAUCGGGAGUUGGCGGAGGAGGGGAGGGAUAUUCGGAGUCAAAAUUUCCACUCCACCGUUGGCUAUCCCACGGACCCUUUGGCACCCUCUUCUUCUCCAACCCCACCCAUCAACAACCCAUCAUUAUCAUUCAUCAUUGUUCUGACCUCAUUGUGUUCUACUCUAUUCACUUGCAUUUCCACCCCCCUUCUCUAUCACCCGAGGGACCGACCACUUAUUAGCUCUUAUACCUCCCGCCUCAUGUGCAUUUAUUCUCAUUACUUUAUUUCCACCCUUAUCCACCCCCUCUUGCCAACAGGCGCUUUCUCGUUCCCUUUACCCGCCUCCCACUCGUCACUUCGUCCCCACUGCAGCAGCAAGGUUACCCCCCCUCUGGUCGAAUACCCUCAACAACACCUGCCUGGACUGGCCCGCUCGCGCUUACUCGUACAAACCCCAGCUAUUCACUCAAUCCAACUCGAGCCUCUCGACUUUUUUUACUUGAUGCUCGUCCCACACUCGUUUUUCUUGGCUCUUCACACACCACUUGCCCCUUGUUCACUUUCAAACCCUUUCUUUUUCGCAUUGCACUACUCUUUGUUCUAA
This is a messenger RNA of Laccaria bicolor S238N-H82, 2052 nucleotides long. RefSeq lists its product as uncharacterized. The transcript has 7 exons. NCBI's taxonomy places the organism in Eukaryota, Fungi, Basidiomycota, Agaricomycetes, Agaricales, Hydnangiaceae. The coding region runs from base 1 to 2052 and encodes 683 amino acids. The record is from RefSeq and is a predicted model, not a curated record.